CGAGCGUUUCAAGAACCAAUCCGUCUUUUGUGCAGUUACGUAGACCGUUUCGUACCGUUAUGUACUCUCUCAGAACACUGUCGUCCCAAAGAGUUCGUCAGCGUCUAAGUCCUCCCGACGACUCCAUCUUGCCUUUAUUUCUCUGAUUGGACAAGGAGUAGGUGUUUAUGAGCUUCAUUAGUCUUCAUUAACUAUUCGUCGGCGACACUUUUUAGAGAGAGAGAGAGAGAGAGAGAGAGAGAGUUCAAGUGAAAGUUGGAACACCGCCCUUGCUCGUUUUGAACUUUGGGUGGCUCUUGGAGUUGUUGUAACCCCGUCGUUUCGGGUGAGUCAAUCGCUGGAGUGCUGGUGGAUCGAGGUGUAUGCAUCCCAUAAUUCCAUCCCAUCGCCAUGAUUCCUGACGUAUUUCUCAUUAUUCUAUUGCUCGUGAUCGGGCUUGCGUCCGCUACGGACAUCCCACGUGACCUCAAGGUCAACACCAAUGUUGGCGAGGUCUUAGGGAAGAGACUCACGACCGUUGCUGUCGGUGCUCCGAACAGACAGGUGGACGCUUUCCUGGGGAUUCCUUACGCCGAACCACCUGUGGAUGAUCUCCGAUUCAAAGCUCCCGUAGCCAAGCGACCGUUUGAUCACACAUUAAACGCCACAUACUAUGGCUACGGGUGCUUUCAUUUCCCCGAUGAGACUUUCCCCGGUUUCAGGGGAUCGGAGAUGUGGAACUCACCAGUUAGAUUAAGUGAGGACUGUUUAAAUUUGAAUGUGUGGACGCCUUACCCAAGGCCGCAGGCAGCCACUGUCAUGAUCUGGAUUUAUGGUGGUAGCUUUCUGUCCGGUGUUUCGUCAUUAGACGUGUACGAUGGUCAAUACCUAGCUGCUGAACAGAAUGUGGUGGUGGUGUCCAUGAACUACCGCUUGGGAGCUUUGGGAUUCUUAGCGAUGGGACAAGACAGUUCACCUGGGAACCAAGGUCUAAUGGACCAAACUCUGGCCAUGCGGUGGGUGCAGGAUAACAUCCACGAGUUUGGAGGCGACCCUAACCAAGUGACCAUCUUCGGAGAGAGCGCCGGUGCCGCCAGUGUAUCUCUACACUUGCUGUCCCCAAUCAGUCGCAAUCUUUUUCAACGAGCUAUCAUGCAGAGUUCUGCUGCCACGGCGCCUUGGGCCACCGUCGACCACGAUGAGGGGUUGAGGAGAGGCAAGCUCUUAGCGGAGAAAUUACAAUGCAGUGAAGGUAAUAAUGGCGUUGAGCUAACCAUUCCGCAGAUGGUAGACUGUAUUAGAACAAGGGAGGUCACCCAAAUCCUCUUGAAGCAGUUUGAAAUCACAGAUGGCUUCUGCGAGUUCCCUUUCCCACCGGUCGUAGAUGGCACAUUUAUAACAGAAACCCCACGGACAUCGCUAGAAAGGCGAUCCUUUAAGGACGGAGAAAUCAUGUUGGGUAGCAAUUUAAACGAGGCAUACUUCUUCAUCAUAUAUGAAGUACCAGGCUUCGACAAGGACAGCGAGAGCUUGCUCAACAGAGAUCAGUUUUACGACGCUCUGCAGUACUCCUUUCCGAGGGUCAACAGCUUUGGUCAAGAUGCCAUCGCUUUCCAAUAUACCGAGUGGCUGGCUCCUCACGAUCCCGUUAAACUGCGAGACGGUGUGGACUUCGCUGCCGGUGAUUACCUCUUCGCGUGCUCCACCUACGACUUCGCCUACUCCUAUGCCUCCGCUAACAACAAGGUUUAUUACUACAGAUUCCUCGAGAGGGACUCCACAAGCCCCUGGCCAGAUUGGAUGGGGGUUCUUCACGGUGAUGAGAUUCUUUAUAUCUUUGGAAUGCCUCUGAUCGCAGAGCGGAAUUACACCGAUAUCGAAGUGGCGCUUAGUCGAAAAAUGAUGACCUACUGGGCCAAUUUUGCCAAAACUGGAAACCCAAACAAGAUGACGGAUAGCGAUCCGGAUUCCGGUGAAUGGCCCGAGUACACGACUAAUAAGCAAAAGUAUCUGGAACUGACUGAAGACCUGGCGAACAACAAUCCUUCGGUGGGCAGAGGACCCAAGGCUGACAAAUGCGCAUUCUGGAGAGACUAUUUACCAACGUUACAAACACAAACAGGAGAUAUCAAAGAGACGGAAAUAAAGUGGAAAGAAGAGUUCAGUAAAUGGUACACAAAACACAUGGUGAAUUGGAAGGCAGAGUUUGCACACUACAUCAAUAACAAGGAUGCACAAUGUGAUGGGCGGUGAAUGAAGUCCCCCCUUUCGGACAUUGUCAAUCACCUGAACUCUAUCAAUGUUAUCUCUUUCCUAUAUAUGCCAAACAGAAAUUCGUCCAGUGUGAUAUCAAAUCGAGGUAAGAUCGCGGUGAAUCCAAGCGUUGAUCAUGAAAAAAAGAAACGAACUUACCCGGAUUGCACGUGGCAAGGCAUCGUCUUGCUGUCCAAUCUCCAUGUCAAGCACAUGACCAAGACGACAAGAGACCAUUGGACGCCUACAAUGCUCACUAUCGAUCACGAUAUUUCUGAACGAUACACCGCUUCUCGCAAUGACGGAGAUAUGUGGGUUUGUGAGCAUUCUCCGUUUUAGCGCUAAGAUCUUGGCUGGUAAAGAUUUCUGUGACUGUGAGUGCAGGUGGAUCCAUUUGUUGAUUCCCAAGUUUCGAACUUUGACAUUCUUCUUUCUUCCCUUUCAUUUAAUCCAAUGGUUAUGGGUUGACAACAAUUACAGACAUUUUCGUUUCAGAAAUGGUAUUGGCCGUUAAGUAAUGAAUCCCUCAAUUUCUUCAAACUUAUUUACGUAUCAUUAAUUCACGAACGGUUCAUCAUAAAUGCUGGGGAUAAAAAACACUAAUUUCCAGUCAUGCCAAUUAGAAUAUUUCACGAAUAGGGGCAAAAAGCUAUAGGUAGACCAAUGGAGAGAGUCUGGGUGGGCCUCGUUCUUAUCCACCCAUUUAUACGCUACCGAAUUUAGUGUUAGCUGGUUUCAACGAGACUUUGACGAUUUCUCGUUAGUAUUUUUUGGAUUUCAGCCGAGCGCCCUCUCCACUUACGUCUUCGACUUUCAGAUUUUCAUGUCAACCAACCAAUGUCAUUCUCCUGAGCAUGUGCGAGAAGAAAAACGAUGAAAACUGUGUUUCAACGAGAUCGAAGGAUGGAGGAGCAAAAUGUAUUCGAUAUUCAUACUCUUAUGAUUUCUUUGUACAAAUGGAUGUGAUAUUUUGAGCUGCAUUAGAGGGUCCUGCCUCACCAUGCCAAGUUGUUAGCAAUAAGGAAGUUUUACACUCGGCUCUUAGGUAUGAUAUAUGUUCACGUAACCAAAAUAAUGAUCAAGGUUUUUUUCCUCUUUCAUAAUAUUGACAAAAAAUUAUUGUGAAACAUGAGUUAGGCCUACUAUCUAUUCUGACAAAAAAGUAUGAUAGAAACAUUUGAUUAAUCCCAAAUUUUGUUGGGGUUUUCGUGGAGUGGGAAAGGAAGAAAUGGGUCAUCAUUAUGUCGAAUAUUAAAUUCCAUGCCAUAGUCUGUUUAUGCAGGAGUGUUAUUCAGGACAGUCAAACAAUGACGGGGGGGGGGGGGGGUAGGAGGUACUCCUGUUCCCUCAAUUUAGCCCCCAACCUGCUGCUUCGCUGGGCAUGCAAGUAGACAUGGAUUUUUAACCAGGGUGUUUUAGGGUGACUGUUCAUUUUCAGUUACUCAUUACUUUUAUUGGAUAUUAACAUGAAGGGAAAAUAUGAUGAUCAUCGCAUAUAAUGUAUGAAUAUGGAACAAAUAAACAUUAUUGUAAUAAGAAUCGGGUGAUGAAAACGUUUAUACAUGGACAAUAAAUUAGAUUGCUAUGUCAAGCAUUGCUCAUUUUGGGUCGAUAGAGAACGUAGCGCACGAAGCGUGACGUAUGACUGCGUCAGCGACUGGCGCGGCCUUUGACGCGCCCUUUGACGCGCCCUUUGACGCACCAUGUCAGAGAGAUGCCAUACAGAAAGUGAGUGAGAAAUAAACAGAGAAAGCAUCGCUUUAAAUGAGUAGUUUAUGCACUAAUUGUCUCCACAGGCUUGAAUAGCGCAGGUAUGGACGCAGCCUCGAAAUGACGCUUCGUGUGCUUUUGAAUAAAGGUACAAACAUGGGAACGGGAUUAAAUUUAUACCCUUUUUGUUGUUAAGUGUCUGAAUGAAAGUGGAAUAAUGGGUCUUUUGCUUCCUUUUGACCUCUAAGUUGAUAUAUCAAUACUUUUCAUAAAAGUUAUCACAUGUUGAUAGUUUUACUUGUGAUGUAUACGUUACAGCAAUAAUUCUUUGAUACCUUUUACUAUUAUUCUUAUUAUCGAAUUGCUAAAUUUUGCAAUUGAAUCUGUCUUGAAGACGAGUAUAUAGCGUGCAAAACGAAAGGUGUUUGGGUACGGUUUGUAUGGGAAAAUAAAUUAAUUGCUUUGUUUAUAUAAAUCAUUUCUUGAUAUCGUAUUUUUUUUUUUUUACUUGAGUGUAACCAUAUACUUCGAACAGUUUAACAGUGCAGAUGUUCUCAUUAUUGCUGUCGUUUUAUAUCAUGAUUAUAUAUAAAGAACAGUUUACAAAGUUAUGAAUAUUUUGGUGUUGUGUCUGAUCUGAUGAUGUUUAUUAUUAUUGUUGUUUACUUAAUCAUAAGAAGGUUAUUUCUUUGAUACAACGAACGGUAUAGAGAUCUCUUCUUUAGGAAUGCAUUUUAGAACAAACGGAACGCUGGUUAGGAGUCUAAGAAUAGCAUUGGCAAAUUAUAUAGCGCCAUAAGGGGGGGGGGGGGGGGGGGGGGGUCGGUGCCUAGGUAAAUAGAUUGGAAAGCAAAGAAUUAAUGCCCAUCGACAAUUCUUUAUUCUUCUACUUGGAGCACUAUUUGGUCUUUCAUUUUACUCCAGCAUCCAAAGCGAAAUAUGUCCGAAAUUAACGACAGAAAAUGCUGUUUAUCCAUCAACUUAUAAAAAUAGAAAAAAAUAUGUUAACGCAAGAUCUACAAAGACUAAGGUCGACUUAAAGUUGGACUUAUAUAUGGCAACAAAUAUUAUCUAAAGAUCAUAAUGGUGAGAGCAAACAGAGGUAUGAACGGCCUGCCAUAUUUAAGUCAAACUGAAAGUCGAUCUUAGUCUUUGUGAAACACUCCCCUGGUGUUAUAUUAUAACCAUGCUCUGUUUACUCUCAUUCGUAGGAAAUUUUUUAGAUAAAGAAACAUUUAUAUGUGUAUACACUAGGAGAGUGGACCUUCGUUUAGCACGCAGUUGGUUCAGAUUGCUCAGGAUGUGUUUCAAAGCAUUACUCCUAUUUUUUUCUCAAUAAACAAAAGUUUUGUUAUCCAUUUUUAGAGAGCUAUUGCAAAUCAGAGUACAGAAUGUUACUUAAGACAUGUGGUUAUCAUGUUUCUUGUUAAUUGUUUAAAACACAUCAAAUAGGUAUAUGACAGACUAUAUGAACCGAUUGAUUACAUUUUUGAUGAAUAACAUCAUUUGUUCCCUUCCAAACGAAAGGAGGAACAAAAUUUUAAACAAGACUUAGAAAAAAGGGAUAUUAAGAAGAUGAUCGUAGUGGUUUGGAGGAGAGGAGAGGAAAAGGAAAUUUAAACAAAAAUGAUAAAAAUCAACUUUAUUUUCUUAUCUUUAAAUUAUCAUAUAUCUUCGAUGAUAAAUCUUUGAUGUACUAGUCAUGUAUAUUGUAUUGACAAUUGAAUAAUGCAAAGGAGGAAAGCUUAAGUGCAUUCAAAUAAUUUUUGAAGGAAUUUUAGAAUUAAAAAAAAAAUUCUUUGUUUAAAUCGUGAAACUUUUUUCGCUUAAACCAGCUUCAUCAUGCUUUGAUGAAAAUACUAUUUGUUGGUCUAGAAACGAAACAAAUCAAAACAAAGCAUCUGAUUCCUUUCUAUUUGAAUACCAAAUAAUUUGUAUAUAGUUUGGGCCAGGAGAGAAAAUCUAACAUCUUUCGAAUCGUACAGGCUUUUAAAAAUUCAGUUUCAAUUUUUAAUCCGUAAAAGGCCUAAAUAUAUAUAUAUAUAUAUGCAAGUCUGAUUUGAAGUAAGAUUGUGUGCCUGUUAUGGCACGUUUAUCACAGCUGCUUUAUUUUAGAGAAAUCAUAUUGGUUGGAAAAUAAGUAUAGGCUACUAGCAGAAAAGUUUAUGAGGGGAGUCUCAGAGAAUCUAUCUGUAUAAACCAUGGUAACGGUAUUGCCAAUGUUUGGCAGUACUGCAUGAUAUGCAGCUUGUACCAAUACGGGAUGGAUGUAUUUACGAAACGAGAGUGGUGUCAUCAUAUUUCUAUAUACUAUUUUUCAUUCAGAUUUGAAUAUUUAUACUUAUAAUGCUUGAAUAUAUGAAUAUUUAUGAACGUCAUUACCAUAUUUUCCAUGUAACUUUGGAUAUACAUACAUAACGUGUAGAGUACCUCAAAAGUUGAUUAUAUUUUAACGUCUGGAAAGUUGUGUAUUCACGUCUUAUUAUCAUGUCAAUUUUAUAGUGGAAACCACGUGACUUGUUUUACUGGAUUGUGAUAAACGUUAACAAUUUGCUACGAAUGAAAAGUGUGAUUUUAUACGAAAAUUUACGUGUGUUUAUAAUGACUCUAUAUAGAUAUAUAUAUAUAUAACUAUAACUUAAGUAGUUAGAUUGUGGUGUUUAGUGGAACUUGACAAAUCAUACUUACAUCAAUGUAUUACAGUUUGUCGUAGACACGGAGUGGUAUAGAAUUACGGUGUUAAUAAACGUCCGAACUGUAUA
This is a messenger RNA of Strongylocentrotus purpuratus (purple sea urchin), 6704 nucleotides long. Its product is annotated as cholinesterase 2. Gene Ontology annotation, biological process: choline metabolic process; acetylcholine catabolic process. The transcript is spliced from 4 exons. Gene Ontology annotation, molecular function: acetylcholinesterase activity. The coding region runs from base 391 to 2232 and encodes 613 amino acids. Gene Ontology annotation, cellular component: plasma membrane. NCBI's taxonomy places the organism in Eukaryota, Metazoa, Echinodermata, Echinoidea, Camarodonta, Strongylocentrotidae. The record is from RefSeq and is a predicted model, not a curated record.